Molecule: messenger RNA, 1632 nt
Organism: Varanus komodoensis (Komodo dragon)
Lineage: Eukaryota; Metazoa; Chordata; Lepidosauria; Squamata; Varanidae
Product: gastrula zinc finger protein XlCGF8.2DB-like
Exons: 4
Coding region: 487-1632 (381 amino acids)
Biological process (GO): regulation of transcription by RNA polymerase II
Molecular function (GO): DNA-binding transcription factor activity, RNA polymerase II-specific; RNA polymerase II cis-regulatory region sequence-specific DNA binding
Source: RefSeq, a predicted model, not a curated record
CCCGACUGCUCGGAAGGUGAGCAGGUGUCCGGGCCCUGGAGGAUGGCUCCAUCCCCAAACAGGUGACGUUCGAGGACGUGGCUGUCUACUUUUCGCCGGCGGAGUGGAUGGAGCUCGCAGAAUGGCAGAAGGACCUGUAUCGGGCCGUGAUGGUGGAGAAUUACGAGGUGGUCGCCUCGCUGGGCCACCCCCCCACCAAGCCCGAACUCAUCUGCAAAAUCGAGCGGGACGAGGCGCCGUGGACGGAGGAGAGUCUCGCGCCCCCGAAGCGGGGGCGGCCCCGGAGCCCCUGGCUGGCAGGAGACGGAAUUAGGAUGGCGGAGGAGGAGGAAGGGGAACGGGCCGGCCUGGGCCGCCGGCGCUGCAGGGCCCGGCGGAAGAGAGGGAGGAGGCCCGCUUCCCCGGGAACGGAGAAGCCGGCCACGCGAGCAGCCGGCGCAGCCCCCAAGACGGAGGACGGCGGCCCCCCCCCGAAGGACGCUGAAGAUGAACCCGCCCGAGUGCCCCGAGUGCGGCAAGCGCUUCCUGAGCAACGUGGCCAUGACCAUCCACAUCCGCACCCACACGGGCGAGCGCCCCUUCCGCUGCCACCUCUGCCCCAAGGGCUUCCCCUCCAUGGGCGACCUGAAGCGGCACCUCAAGACCCACCUGCGCCCCCGGGAGCCCCCCGAGAGCGGGGCCGCGGCCCCCAAGGCCAAGAAGUGCCUGACGGCCAAGCUGCAGCUGCUGCGCCAGCUGGGGGCCGCCCCGGGCCCCCGGAGGCCCCACACCUGCGCCCAGUGCGGCAAGAGCUUCGGCAAGAAGCAGGACCUGCGCAAGCACCUGGGCACCCACUCCACGGCCCGGCCCUUCCCCUGCGCCGAGUGCGGCCGCCGCUUCCGGCUGAAGCAGAUCCUGGUGGCGCACAUGAAGGUGCACGUGGGCGAGCGGCCCUUCGCCUGCGCCGAGUGCGGGAAGCGCUUCAGCCAGAAGCACCACGUGGAGAGCCACCAGCGGGUGCACACGGGCGAGAAGCCCUUCGCCUGCUCCACCUGCGGCAAGCGCUACUCGCAGAAGCAGCCGCUCAUCAGCCACCUGCGCGUGCACACGGGCGAGCGCCCCUACGGCUGCGGCGCCUGCGGCAAGGCCUUCCGCAACCAGGCCACGCUGACCAUCCACACGCGCAUGCACACGGGCGAGCGCCCCUACCGCUGCCUGCUCUGCGGCAAGGCCUGCAGCCAGCUGCAGCACCUCAAGAGCCACCAGCGGGUGCACCGCGGCGAGCAGCACCUGAUCGCGGCCGGCGGCGGCGAGGCCCUGGCCCUCAAGCGCGCCCGCGAGCUGCAGGAGAAGCCCCACCCCUGCGCCAAGUGCGAGAAGCGCUUCCGGGACCGGCGGAUCAUGGAGGCCCACCUCAAGACCCACGAGGAGAAGCGGGCGCCCCGGGACGGGGCCCCGCCCGGCCCGGAGCGGCCCCCCGAGGCCCUGCCCGCGCCGAGGCCGGCCGGCCGGGGGCGGGAGGCCAGCAAGGAGCAGCCCUCGGCCGUCCCGCCCGGCGCCGCGGCGGGGAAGAGGUCCGUGGUGUGCACCGACUGCGGCAGGCGGUUCACGCAGGCCAAAUACCUGACCCUGCACCGGAGGAGCCACAGAUGA